AUGGCAGAGGAGGUAUGGGUGGGCACCUGGAGGCCCCAUCGCCCCCGGGGGCCCAUCAUGGCCCUCUACAGCAGCCCUGGACCCAAGUAUCUGAUUCCACCCACCACGGGCUUUGUGAAGCACACGCCCACCAAGCUGCGUGCACCGGCCUACAGCUUCCGUGGGGCCCCCAUGCUUCUGGCAGAGAACUGCUCCCCAGGGCCCCGCUACAGUGUGAACCCUAAGAUACUGAGGACUGGCAAGGACCUCGGCCCCGCCUACUCCAUACUGGGGCGCUACCGCACUAAGACCACGUUGACCCCUGGCCCUGGCGACUACUUUCCAGAGAAAUCUACCAAAUAUGUGUUCGACUCAGCACCCAGCCACUCCAUUUCUGCCCGAACCAAGACCUUCCGAGUGGACAGCACCCCAGGCCCCGCCGCCUACAUGCUGCCCGUGGUGAUGGGACCACACACAGUUGGCAAGGUCUCCAAGCCCGCCUUCUCCAUUAAAGGCCGCAGCAAGCUGGGCAGCUUCAGUGACGACCUGCACAAGACCCCAGGUCCAGCGGCCUACCGCCAGACCGAUGUCCGGGUGACUAAGUUCAAGGCUCCACAGUACACCAUGGCUGCCCGGGUGGAGCCCCCAGGGGACAAGACCCUCAAGCCAGGACCAGGAGCCCACAGCCCUGAGAAGGUGACAAUGACCAAGCCGGGCGCCCCCAUCGUUACCUUUGGCAUCAAACAUUCUGACUACAUGACACCCCUGGUCGUGGACAUGGACUAG
Hippopotamus amphibius kiboko is the source of this 765-nucleotide messenger RNA. RefSeq names its product ciliary microtubule associated protein 1A (gene CIMAP1A). Bases 1 to 765 code for a protein of 254 amino acids. Gene Ontology annotation, cellular component: cytoskeleton; outer dense fiber. The record is from RefSeq and is a predicted model, not a curated record. Lineage: Eukaryota; Metazoa; Chordata; Mammalia; Artiodactyla; Hippopotamidae. The transcript is spliced from 6 exons.